GUUUCGCGAUAUUUUACAGUAACUGUAGCUCUACCUCACGCUGUUAGCCACGUAGCUUAGCCGCGUGAGCUAGCCAUGUAGCUUCGCUAAAAGCCGAUUCGAUUUGCUAGAAAAAAACAAACAGAUUUUUUAAAAAGUUUAUAACUUUUUACCCUUUUCAUUUUAUUUGUUAUGUCUUCUAAAAGGUGUGCCGAAAGGAUGAGUUAUAGUUAAAUAUACGGAACGUAAUUUCUUACUUGUGUAUUAUCUGUGUACACACUAUAUUAAUGUCGAUGGUACACACAUUAAAUGUAGAAACAGUGUAAAACUGUGUAUUUCAUGUUAGGAUUUGGUGUGUUAGUGUGUGACAGGCGACGAAACUGCCGCACUAAAGCAUGUAGCAGAGCUGCCUUCCAUAAACGUGAAGGCUAAUUACAGGAAAAGCUCAUCAGUGUUAACCCAAAGCUUAUGGAUCCCAGUGAACCUGCAGAAGGACAAAAUGAGCCAUCAGAGCAGUCAAUCAACAUCUCACCAAGCUCCAGUGGUCGACAACGGAAGAAAAAUCCUAAGUAUUUGGAUUAUGAGAUGAACGAUGCGGGUGUCGAUAAAACCAUCGAGCAGGCACCAUCGAAGAAGAGUUCAGAGGGGGAUGGAGCCAGCCUCCAAAAGGGCCAAAGGAAAGGAAGAAAACCUAGAGCUGCUGUACAAAAACCAUCUGACGGGAAAAAAGCAUCGACAGAUUCUGUUGGUGAAACGGUCGCAGCAACUCCUAAAAAACGAGGAAGACCCCCAAAAACGCCGAAGCCUUCAGAAACGGUCACCGCUGAUGGAAAUCUCCCAGCUGGUAAGACUGAAGAAAGUGUAGCUGAAAAGUCUGCCCAGCAGGAAAAUGUGACUCCAAAUGCAAAGAGGAAGUACGUGAGGAAGAAGGCUCAACAGGUUGUUGAGGAUCCACCUCGUGAGAAGGAUCCAGCAGAACCUGAAGAUCAGACUGGCGGCCGUCACAGGAGAGGCGCUGCAAAGGCAGCUUUGAAGUACCUGCACACCUUGGCAAAGGAGAUGAUCUCUCAUGCCAGUGAGGAACCCGGCGCCAACCGGGAUGACAGUGUCCCAGAAAAGAAAGGUCCUGGACACAGAAACGGCCGCAGGAGGAAACGCUAUGACAGCGCCGCUCCAGAGGAUGAAGACUUUGUACCCAAUGUCGAAGAAGAGGCUGAUGAGAUGGAAAGUGAAUCAGAAGAAGAAUACGUGGCGUCAGAUUCAGACGUUUUUGUGCCUUUGAACACCAGCAGGCAACAAGCAUGUUCAGUUGGACAACCUGCUAAUGUAGUUUAUUUUAAAGCGGUGUGGGAAGCUGCAGAGACGACGAAGAAGUUCCGCGAGGAGCACUACAGCAGCUGGGUGUUUCCAGAGUGGGUUCCUUCCAUCAAAGACUGGGACUUUGUGGCAGAAAGUAAUCGGGAGAAAUAUCUUCCUGAAGAACUUGAAUCAGUUGAGUUCAGCGUGACCAGAGAAGGUCUGCAGAAGGAGGAGAAGCUCCGGCUCAGCAGGUUUGAGUCGGUCCCGGCUCACUCGGAUCGUUGGGAUAUGCUUCUGUUUGCUGGCGGGCCGGUCUGGGCUCUGGAGUGGUGUCCGACCCCCGAUGGCGCCCCUGCCACUCAGUACGUGGCGCUGGCCUGCUACCGGGGGAUGGACGACGUCCACCGUGUGAACCAGACUUACACAGAACCCGGACUGGUUCAGCUGUGGGGCUGUGGGAGACUGAAGUACAACAACAGACCAGACUCCCAGCCAGUCCUGGUCUACGGCUUAGCCCAGGACAAAGGCUUCAUCUGGCAGCUAAAGUGGUGUCCUGCAGGAGGAUGGGAGCCUCCCAGCAGUAGCAGGAAGGCUCCUUUCCUGCCUCGGCUGGGCCUUCUGGCUGUAGCUACCUCCAACGGCGUGGUCACCAUCUACAGCCUGCCUCACCCUGAUGCUCUGCUAUCCAACCAAAAAUGUCCCACCCCCAAAAAAGACGACGCUAAUCCACCAAUAUACAAGGUGCGAGGUGUGAUGACGCUGAAGUUAGGCUCCAUCAAAGCCCCCCGCAGAGAAAAGAGUGGACAGGUCCUUUCUAUGGACUGGCUGCCUCAGAAACCACACAACAUAAUGGCUGUUGGAUUCUACGAUGGUAUCGUCGGUUUGUGGGAUCUUUCAACUAAGUCUGCUCUGCUGCGAGUGCGAGAGUCAGACAGGUCUUUGACCCUUCUGCCUUACAGGUGCAUACUUGCUCAUGACCAAGCGGUGAGGGCUCUGACCUUCUGUGCUGCUUCCAGACACCUGUUGGCGACAGCAGGUGAGGACCGCUAUGUGAAGACGUGGGACCUGAGGAGACUCUUUGAGCCCAUCAAGGUCCAGAGACGAUAUCUGAGCAACGAGAUGUGCUGGCCGUUGGAUAUGCCGGGGGUCAUGAAGGCCAAAGAUUUAGCUUUCGUGCCGCAUGGUUCCAUGGGAGUCCAUUUCCUGGACCACAACCUGAACACCUACUUUGCUAUUUCUCGGAGCAUCGCUGUGUGGUCACUCUCUUACUCCGAGUGGGUAAACGGUGUGCUAUCAGCUGACGCGCUCGGUGAGGUGAUUUUCACCUUUUUACCAGUGGUUCAGUACGCCGCUCCUCACAUCAAACGAACAAUAUUGAAACGAUUUCCUGCGUACUUCACAUCUAAGAUGUUACGUGAUGAAGCUGAAAAUGAUCACGAAGGUCCUGAAAAGGAGGAACAUGUUGCACAGGAAGGAGGUGAUGCUGCUUCUGAGGGAGGUGGAGUUAGAAACGAUGCGAGUCGUCCUUUGAUGGGUCCGACGUACAGAGAUGCUGCUAAGAGACACCUCGUGCAGUUUUCUGACUUUGAUAUGACAAACCUUGAAAGAAUAGAGAAGCGAGCUUUGUGGAAACGCAUGCAGAGCACAGAAGGAAAAUUAAAGAUGGAUCUUGAUGAAAUGCCUUUGACCGCGCUACACAAGGUACGGUUCAGCCCAAACAUGAGCAGCCAUCUCUGGCUCGCCUCUGGAGGUCAGACAGGUCUGGUGAGACUUCACUGCUUAAGGAGUUUGGUCACCUCUCAGUGCAAGAAGAUGAUUGCUGGCACCCAGACUCAGUUCAACGCACUCUACUCACAGAAAGACCAGAGGGAGGAGCAGCUAUAGCAGCAGAAGGUGGAUCAUGUUGUCAGGUUUUAUCCAGAUAAAUAUGUUAUGGGUCAGUUUGCACAAAAAUACCCCAACACCACUACAUGUGUAACGAGAACUGGGCAAAUAAAAAGCACUGAAAAGCUAAAGUAUGUUCCCAAAGUAAAUAACAAAUCUAAAUUCGCGCUCAAGCAUGACGGAGCAGGACUGUCCUCCUGUGACAUCAUCAUCACUUCCUGGUACAGGUCAUUUAAACCUUGAAAUUAGCCCCGGUCUUCCUGGACGGCUGCUUAGUUGAUUGGUUUAAUGAAGGUGUUCCUUUUUAUUAUUCGUUCUUGGUCACACAAAUUCUACUUUUCGCUCUUAAGUAUUCUUUUAUUUAAUGGCGUAUUUGUAUAAAGCAAUCCUCCUCAUCAUCUCUAGAGGAUUUUAUGAAAAAACUGAGAGUUUUAGCUCAAUUUGUGUUUUAUUUAUAUAUUUUUUUAUUUUAGGAGCAGCAAACAAACUCAGGCUACAUCAUUUUGAGGAAAUACUUGAAUUUUCUCAGGUUUACAUUUAAAAUAGACACUUUUAUUGUCUUUUUCUGUUGUUUCCAUCUUGUUCUGCAGUGAUAUAAAUGUGUUUUUGUAAAAUAUGCUGGAAUGUGUUUUUACACCCUUAGAAAAACAGAGAAACUGUGAAUUAUAGAUGGUAGUUUCUCUGCUUUGGUGCAACUAUAUCCAGAUUAAAUUCAUGGUUUUAAGCUGAUACUUUCAGAAAAAAGAGGAUUGUGUCUAAAGUUAUUAACUGAUUUUAUUAUUAGGACUUAUAAAUAUGAAGCAACUAAAAGUCCAUCACCUACAUCUGUUGGUACUUUUAAAUGUUGCACAGACAAAUGUUCUUCCUGCUGGACUGUUGCCGCAGAUGCCUUUCAAAUAAACCAGCCAUCAUUCA
Molecule: messenger RNA, 4077 nt
Organism: Nothobranchius furzeri (turquoise killifish)
Lineage: Eukaryota; Metazoa; Chordata; Actinopteri; Cyprinodontiformes; Nothobranchiidae
Gene: gtf3c2
Product: general transcription factor IIIC, polypeptide 2, beta
Biological process (GO): transcription by RNA polymerase III
Cellular component (GO): transcription factor TFIIIC complex
Molecular function (GO): protein binding
Source: RefSeq, a predicted model, not a curated record